This is a messenger RNA of Dioszegia hungarica, 1872 nucleotides long. RefSeq lists its product as uncharacterized. The transcript has 2 exons. Gene Ontology annotation, molecular function: protein binding. The record is from RefSeq and is a predicted model, not a curated record. The coding region runs from base 1 to 1872 and encodes 623 amino acids. Lineage: Eukaryota; Fungi; Basidiomycota; Tremellomycetes; Tremellales; Bulleribasidiaceae.
AUGUCUGCCAAACUCCCCUCCCUUCCACUCAAAGUCCUCUUCCGGAUCGUCCAUCACCUCUCCCACCGCUCCUUCGUCUCCCUUACGCAAACCUCUGCUCUCCUCCGUCGCACUCUCGUCCGCCGCGUCCACCUUCUCGACCUCCCCACGGAGCUUCUGGUCAAAAUCGCCCUCGAUCUUCCCUAUUCUUCGGCGGUCGACUUCGCUAGGACAUGCUCGGCGCUUCGGGAUAUCGCUUUACGGUCUGCAUGGACGGACUUGAAUAUGUCACUCCAACAGAGACCAUACGCCAAUACCUACCAGCCCAACAGCACCAGCGCCAGCCGGGCGUGGAUACUGCGCUUGACACGGCUUGCCCCCGACGUUCGACCGGACUUGCCAGUCGAGGGGCGAUCCCUCCUCGAAACUCACUUGACUGGGAUCUACCUGGAGAAUCUGGUCAAGUUGAUCCUGAGGGACCGCGGCUGGCGACAGCGGACGAUCCGGUCCAUUCAGUACAACCUAGACCGCGUGAUCCCUCGGGAAUUUAUCAAUUUACUCAACCACGUCAGUCCCUUCGUACGGAGCAUCGAGCUGGUCGGGCCGGAUUGCCCCUUCACAUACAACGACCUGGACGACCCGGAGAAGUACUUCCAUCUCGAAGAUGCCAUCGCCCGCAUCCACAAACCCUUCCCCAGACUUCAUCACGUCCAAUUCCCCAUCGGCCACGCAUGGGAGCUCCGAGUGCGGCGUAUGCUCGCUCUCGCCCCAAAUCUCCGCAGCCUCAUCCUUACCCCCAAUACCCCUUGGAGCGGUGGCUGGGGGGAUGUCUCGGUCUUCACCCCGGCGUCGAAGCCGACCACGUGGCCUGCGGCUCCGAAUCUCCAACGGCUCGAGAUCGAGCAGGUGGGGCCGGCGCUCAUACCCAUGGUGCUCAGCCUGGUCAAGGGCGCGGAGGAUGUCAUGAGGUAUCUGGCGAUCAGGGAUCCGGAGGAAGCAUGGCACCCGGCAGAGGAUGAUGAGCUGGUGGACCGUUUAUGCCAUCUUCGUCGUCUGGAGUAUCUCGCCGUACCCGAGGCGUGCUUGGCGGGAAUACAGAAAGGGGGAUUUAGCAAUCUUCGUCAGCUCUCGAUCGAGACCGCCGUGGGCUCUGAAUUCCCCACCUACCCCUCCUUCCCCACCUUUCCGUCCAUACAGAGAAUCUUCUGCCAUCGUCCCACCCACGGUCACGACCUCAUCCCCGUCAGCUUGUAUGGCGGGCAAUGGCUAUCGCUCCCCCAGCCCAUAUUCGGCAUCAAUAGCUUCUUCCUCCGCGCGAUUCUCGACAUGCCCGCGCUGGAGCUCAUCCAAUAUCCCACUGCGAACAAUGGCGAGUUCACCACCCACAAUUGGGAGUAUUGGGGCUCCCCAGCGUGCUUCUCGGCCUCGGACGAGGGGUUGCUCAUUCGCACGUACCGCCCGCGUAUCCCCCAUCCGGACGACCCGGAGGAGACUUUCAUCCACUGUCGCCAAUACACGUCAUAUCGCCUGCACCCUACCGAGCACUACACGUACCGCUCCGACAGUACGUGGACGGAGGAGGUUGACUAUCGAGGCUACUCCGUCCCGGCAAAUUACCUCUCGUGGAUUUAUACCCAGGCGGGAGAGACUUCGGCCUGGGUGCGGCCGGGACGGAACCUGGAGCUGCCGGAUAUUGUGUGGACGGAGCUCAGGAAGUGGUACGCUGCGGUCAAGCGCAAGGAAGCCAGGAGGCUCGCAGAGGAUGCUAUAUUACAGGAGGCGGAGGAGAAAAGGCGGAGGAAGGCAAAGCUCAAAGAGGACGUGAAGGCGUUUAAACCCAUGAUGGGACGCCUGGCAGCCAAGGUUGUCGGCAAAUGGAAGAAACUGGUCUGA